AUGCCUUGGCUUGCUCUCGUGGUCGUGGUCAUGGCCAUGGCGGCGGCCUGGUUGGUCCAUUUGGUACUGACCAGAUACUGGCCGAACCCGUGCAACAAAGCAGCUCAAGGUGCAAGGCUGCCGCCGGGGUCGAGGGGCUUCCCCCUCAUUGGUGAGUCGCUCGAGUUUUUCGCCGGGAGCCCGUCGCUCGAGCUGCUCCCUUUCUUCAAGCGACGCCAAGAGAGAUAUGGUCCUAUCUUCAAGACGAAUUUGCUCGGUGAAAACCUGAUCGUGUCCCUGGACCCAGAGCUGAACAACCUAAUCUUCCAGCAAGAGGAGAAGUUGUUCCAGAUCUGGUAUCCAGAGUCGCUGAUGAGAAUAUUAGGAGCCGACUGCAUCAUCGCCACACUCGGGUCCUUCCACAAGCACCUCCGGAGUCUGGUCCUCAGGCUAUUCGGCCCUGAAAAUCUCAGGUUGGUUAUGCUUCAUGAUGUGCAGCGAAUUGCCCAUGCCAGUCUACUCUCCUGGCUUCAUCAGCCCAGCAUCGAACUCAAACAGGCUACCUCAAGUAUGAUAUUCAGCGUCACCGCAAAGAGGUUAAUCAGCUACGAUGAAUCCUCAAGCUCAGAAGGGAAGUUGUGGAUGCAAUUCAACGCAUUCCUUCAGGGACUACUAGCAUUUCCACUUUACAUUCCUGGGACAGCAUUCUACAAAUGUAUGCAGGGAAGAAAGAAUGUGAUGAAGAUUUUGAGGAAAUUGCUCGAUGAGAGGAAGAAGGAUGCACAUCGGGGGAGCAUUGACUUUCUUGAUCUCUUGAUCGAUGAUUUGAAGGAGAAGAAGCAUUUAAUGAACGAGAAUUUUGCCUUGGAUUUGCUCUUCCUGCUGCUCUUUGCCGGUUUUGAGACAACUUCAUCUGGGAUAACUGCUGCGCUUAGGUUCCUAUCCGAUGAUCCCAAGGCCCUGCAAGAACUCAUAGAAGAGCACGAUAACAUCCAGGAAAGAAGGGAUGAUCCUGACUCUGAAAUCACAUGGGAAGAAUACAAGUCCAUGAAAUUUACAUCACAUGUUAUACAUGAAGCAUUAAGGCUGGGCAACAUCGCUCCGGUCAUGUUUAGAAAAGCCAUAGAGGAUGUUCAUAUAAAAGGUUACACUAUCCCAAAAGGAUCAAAGAUCAUGAUCAAUCCUUCUAGUGCUCAUUUAAAUCCUAAAAUUUACAAUGAUCCAAAUGCAUUCAAUCCAUGGAGGUGGAAGGAUAGGGCUGAACCGGUUGGUGGUGCCUCCAAGGAAUUCAUGGUAUUCGGCGGAGGGUUGCGGUUAUGUGUUGGUGCUGACUUUGCUAAGAUGCAAAUAGCUAUCUUUCUUCAUUGCUUAGUUACUAAAUACAGAUGGAAAGUGAUUAAGGAAGGAACCAUGGUGCUUUCCCCUGGACUACAAUUCCCAGAUGGGUUUCACAUCCAACUUCUCCCAAAAGCUUGA
Lolium rigidum is the source of this 1455-nucleotide messenger RNA. Its product is annotated as cytochrome P450 87A3-like. The record is from RefSeq and is a predicted model, not a curated record. Gene Ontology annotation, biological process: sterol metabolic process. Gene Ontology annotation, molecular function: iron ion binding; oxidoreductase activity, acting on paired donors, with incorporation or reduction of molecular oxygen; monooxygenase activity. NCBI's taxonomy places the organism in Eukaryota, Viridiplantae, Streptophyta, Magnoliopsida, Poales, Poaceae. The transcript is spliced from 9 exons. Bases 1 to 1455 code for a protein of 484 amino acids.